Molecule: messenger RNA, 3183 nt
Organism: Seminavis robusta
Lineage: Eukaryota; Bacillariophyta; Bacillariophyceae; Naviculales; Naviculaceae
Source: the annotation of a GenBank genome assembly
UGUUUGUUAGGUUGUCAUCGACAUCAGGAGUCGAGUCCAUCGAGAAGGAGAGCCUUUCAAGCAAGGGAGAGAAAACACAAACAGGGAGAGUGUAGUAGACAAAGGCUGCGUCUAGUCUAUUGGGUAGGCGCGAGUGUUUUCAUCGCCACGAGAUCGAUUGAUCAAGAUGAUAAGGACUCCAAGUCUUGACCGAUUUCUGCUGCCGUUUUCAGUCCUGAUCUUAUCCACAUCAUGGUUGCUGUUGAGUUUCCUUCCCUUGACAGGAGGCUUUCUGAUAGGAACGCCUUCUCCUGCAGUUGUUCGACAUCCGGAUGGACCCUCAAGAUCCCAAGCUUUCUUGAAAACACACACGGUUCUGGCGGCACGAAACAGGCGAAUCCCAGUGGCCACCACCACCACAACCCAACAGCUUUUCUCUGUGACAGAUGAAAACAAAUGGUUUCCCCGUACAAAUGCUCCCAAGAUUGUCUAUGACGAUGACAUUUACGGGGCACUGGAUGAUGACAAAGAAGCCGAGGAUGACGAUGACAUUGAAGUCCGAGCGGUCAAGAUCAUGGCCAGGAUACUGCAUCAGAGACUGGAGGAUAUCCAGAAUGGCACCACUACUAGUAAUAAUCACUCAGACGACAAUAUCAACGCCAAUGACAACAAUAAAAAUGCACAAUACGCCAAAGGAAGGUUCAUUGAUUUGACAUGCACUGCAGAGGGAGAACAAAUUCUGGAGAACCUAUUCCGAACCAAAAUUGCCGCAGCGGAACGAGAUCCCAAAGUCAUUCAAGCUGCUGUCAUGGCUCUGCAAUCCAUUCUCAUUUUGGGCACACAGGUGGGUGUCAAGGGAUCUCCCGUGCAGCUACAACGAAUGGUCGCCCACUUGGAUUCCAGAGGCAAUCAACAAAAGUUUCUACUACGAGAUUUGGAAACCUGGGAUACCGACAGCGUGCGACGACUCAAGCACCAGGUCAAGCGAGGAUCGGGAUUGCAGGUAUUGGCAGAAAUGAAAUGGAAGAGAACCACACAAGGUGCCUUUGAAUUAUUGGUAGCUAUUGGAGCAUGGGGCAAACAUGAAGAUCUGGCUCUGUUGCGGAGUGGUUUCUCGCUCCGAUUCAAUGACCAGGAACUGCAAGCCGCCGAAAAUGCAGCAUCAAACCAAAGGGACCUGGACGAAGAACUGGGAUUGAGGCAGGAUCUUCGGCAUUUGAAAGUGUUUACCAUUGACAGUGCCGAGACGUCCGAGAUUGAUGAUGGUUUGUCGCUCGAAAAGUAUACAGAUAAGGACGGGUCCGAGCAACAGAGAAUCUGGAUUCAUAUCGCCGACGCCGAGCGAUGGGUAGAACAGGGUUCUGAGCUCUAUGAUAUUGCAAGACGGAGAGUGACAUCGCUCUACUUGCCACAAUUUUCGAUUCCCAUGCUGCCACCCAAAGCCAAUGAUGAUUUGAUGUCGUUGACAACGAAGAAGGACGCUUACGCUCUCUCCCUUGCCGUGGAGCUAAACGAUGAUGGGUCCAUCGAUGAAUCCACGCUCAUGGUUACCCCUUCUUUGAUCAGAGUCUCCUAUCGACUGACUUAUGAGGAAGUAGAUGAGAUGCUAGAAGAAGGAAUCGGGUACAGCGAAGAAUGGGAGCUAGGAGGCCUAUUGGAUAAAGCAACAACCAGACGAAACUAUAGAAUUCGAAGGGGAUCUUCGGAAGGGUUGGUUCAACGUCCCAUUCCACAGAAAACAAUCAGCAUCUCCCCGGAUGAGAGUGCACCGGACGGAAUAGAUAUCAAAGUCAGUGUCCAGGCCACGCACAACUCAGGAGCAAAUCAGACAUUUGGAGCAGAAGCCGGAGAAUCAUCGUCUAGUCAGCAAAGCUUAUCGACGAUUGUGGAGCCUUUGUCUUCUGCCCACACGCUGGUCACCGAAUGCAUGAUUCUGGCAGGGGAGGCAAUUGGAACUUGGAAGCUUCGCAACGAGAAGAGUUGGCCUGAUGUUGACGAAGAAACGGGAGAGGGUUUUCGAAACGAGCUACGCCUUCCGUUUCGAGGGCAAAGAAAGCCAGAUUACGCAUCCAGAGCAAGGGAAAGACAGGUUAUGAUGCAGCUGAUGGAAUACAAUACAGGCGAUGGAUACUGCCAUGCAUGGUACUGCCGUCGCUUUCUAUCCCCCGUCAAAGUGACGGAACAUUGCGCUCCUCAUGCAGGUUUGGGACUGUCUAGCUACGUCCAAUGGACUAGUCCAAUCCGCCGGAAACAAGACUUGAUGGUCCAUUGCGCAGUGAAGAGAUGGUUGCGGCGUCAGCGAAUUCAAGAGUUAAUCCUCGAAGGCAAGUCACUCGAACAUUUGAACUUGUCAAAACGAGACAUUGGAUGGACGCCUCCCCGCCUACUUGAUGCAGAGUCCAACGAAUACGAAUGGGAUACACGACAACAAGACGAUGACAUUGACUAUCGUGAGGGCGGUGGUUUGAUGGGAGCUGCCCGCCUUGUACAGCGUACGAGCGAGCAGUACUGGCUCUUUGAGUACAUCCGACGCAUCAUUGACAAGGAUCCCGAUUACAUUUGGGAUGCUUUGAUCCUUGGCUAUAUUGGAACCGGCGAAAAGUCCAAGAAACAGUAUGCGAUUUAUGUUUAUGAAUUAGGGUUUGAAUACAAGUUUUCCUCUCCAAUCAACCUCAAUCCUGGGGAGAGGCUCAAGCUGCGUGUUUCCUUAAUGAACCCUCGAGCUGGCCAACUUGCCUUUGUCCGAACAAACUGCUGAACCAUGGAUGAAGGUGCCGUGCCGAGUCAGAGUCAAGUGCCGCUCCAGACGAAAAUGUCACCAUCAUGCGAUCCACCGACGAUUGAACUUCCCAUAUCAUUUACUGCCAUGCAGGAUAGAUGGGUUGUCAAUCCAUAACGGUCCUGCAGGUUGGGUUUGAACGCGGCAGCACAGCUGAAGCUUUGAUGAUGCUCCUCCAUAGGUGGAAGGUCGUGUUUGUCAGAGUUGAAAUCGUCAUCAGAGCCACUGGUGCUGCAUGUGGACGAUGUAUCUUCCUCGUGAGAGCCCUUGAUGGACAGCUUGCCUUUCCCAUGGAGGCUUCGUUUCCGAGACAUUUGGACCCGUGCUUGGUGAAGGCUCAGUUUUCGUUUCGGAGGUUGUGGCUUGGGCUUCUUGUUCUUACUAUAGCUUUCUAGAUCAAAUAGUCUCACCACGUCACAAUCGCU